AUGAAAAGUGCCGUUCCUGCUCUCCUCGCCCAAGCACUUGUCUCGUUCUUACCUCGAAUUUUUUCCCUCGUCCAUUUGUUCUCGCUCCGAAAUAUUUUUCGAUUGGAUGCUGACGGUUCUGCUACCUUCUCCAUUCAAGGAAGUGAGCUAGAUACCAAAAAGUCUCAGCUCGGAUUCUACGGACGCCAGAAGGAGACGAAGGCGAUUCAAAAAUGCCUCGAUGAUCUUGUAAACACCGGUAAUAACAAGCUCAUCUAUAUUUCAGGAAUAUCAGGAACUGGUAAGACAGCUCUCGCUGUGACUGUUGCCGACUCUGUUGUCAAGGACAGCGGAAUCUUUGCUACGGGCAAGUUCGAUCAAAAGCUGUGCGAUGAGCCAUAUGCUGGUAUUGGAGCAGCUGGACGUCACAUCUGUGGCAAAAUACUGCAUCGCAAGAACUAUUCCGAGCACAUGGACUUUGAAGAUAUUCGCAAGAUGAUCAUAAACAAUGUUGGGCCAGAGUUGCCCACACUCGCCAUGAUCCUUCCUGAGAUUAAAGACGUUGUUGGUUCAUCUGAUCUCCUCUUGGCACAGGAAGAUAUCGCCGGUGGAGACUACGGAGCCAACAAAGAACGUGUCAACCAUGCGAUUCGCACCUUCUUCCGCAGUGCGGCAACAUUCUUCAAGCCUCUUGUGAUGGUCUUGGAUGACAUUCAGUGGGCCGACUUGACAUCCAUCAACCUCAUUCAGGUAUUGAUGACCGAUGAAUCCAGCUCCAAUCAUGCCAAUACCCUCGGAACAAUGCCAUAA
Cylindrotheca closterium is the source of this 789-nucleotide messenger RNA. NCBI's taxonomy places the organism in Eukaryota, Bacillariophyta, Bacillariophyceae, Bacillariales, Bacillariaceae. The record is from the annotation of a GenBank genome assembly.